AUGACGACGCCAGCGCCGGCGGUGCCGGCCACAGCAGCCCGACUGGUGCAGGGGGUGCAGUGCGACUUCAAGCGGUUUGGGGAAGCCGCGGACAAGAAGAAGUGCGUCCUUGAAUUUGCGGAUGGGGGCGUGUUCUCCCGCAUUCGCAAGAGGGACAUUGAGGAGCCAAAGCCGGCGUUCAUGCCGGCAGAUGCCACGCCGGCCUGCCGCCCCCAGCCGGGGAACCCCACGGCGCACUUCUUUGUCGUGCACAUCACAAGCAAGCAUUCGGACAGCAAGAUUGGCGUGGGCAUUGUGCCGUGCUCGACGACGGAGCAGAGCACGUCCAACACGAGCAUGCAGGAGCACUCCAUCCGCUUCUACUCCGAUGGCCGGCUGUGCAAGCGGCGCCAGUUCCCGCUCAAGCAGCUGCCGCCAGCCAACAAAGGUUCUCGAAUCCUCGUUGUCUUGGACUGGCAACGAGGCAAGGUCAUCUUCUUCGUUGGCCACCAAUCCGACACACACAUGCAUGCUCUUUCCCACGCGGCGCAGCUGUACUCAUACCAGCAAGUGUGCACGUAUGCUCUCUCCCCUGACAUGAGCAAUGGCGUGAACCCGCUCGUUCUCCUGACAUACCGUGGCGUGGAGUUUGUGCAUGAGCAGGAGUCUGCAGUGAAGGGCUUGCUUCUCGCCAGCUACAUGUCUGACAUCUCGCGCCACGACGAGCACGUGCAUCCCCUGCCAGACACGCAAGAAGUGGGCGUGAGCACGGAUCCAGCGGACCUAUCGGAAGCCGACGCCGCCAAGGCACUCAAGGAAUACGCACGUGCACCAUUCAAAGACGUCCUCGCCGCCCAACAAGCAAAAUUAUUAUAUUCUUGA
Messenger RNA from Salpingoeca rosetta, 861 nucleotides. RefSeq lists its product as uncharacterized. The record is from RefSeq and is a predicted model, not a curated record. NCBI's taxonomy places the organism in Eukaryota, Choanoflagellata, Craspedida, Salpingoecidae. The transcript is spliced from 4 exons. Gene Ontology annotation, molecular function: protein binding. Bases 1 to 861 code for a protein of 286 amino acids.